Molecule: messenger RNA, 477 nt
Organism: Ochlerotatus camptorhynchus
Lineage: Eukaryota; Metazoa; Arthropoda; Insecta; Diptera; Culicidae
Exons: 2
Coding region: 1-477 (158 amino acids)
Source: RefSeq, a predicted model, not a curated record
AUGCUGGAAGAGGUGGAAGUGUUAUCAACCGAAGCGAUCGACAUGAUUGGUAACUGGAUGCAAGGAGCGAAGCUGCAGAUAGCCCACCACAAAACGGAAGUGUUAUUGGUCAGUAACUGUAAAGCGGUACAGCGGGAAGAAAUCACCGCCGGGGUGCACGCCAUAGCCUCGAAGCGUGUGUUAAAAUACCUGGUAGUGAUGAUCGAUGACCGGCUACACUUCAACAGCCACGUCGAAUAUGCCUGUGAGAAGGCUUCGAAGGUCAUCAACGCGAUAGCUAGAAUCAUGCCAAACAACGCUGGUCAAAGCAAUAGCAAGAGGCGUCUUCUGGUCAGUGUGUCGUCAUCGAUACUGAGGUAUGGAGGUCCAGCCUGGGUUGCAGCACGGGGAACGAAGCAGUACCAAAGGAAACUGAGCAGUACGUUCCGGCUCAUGGCCAUGCGAGUCAUGAAGAUGGGCGAUCCCGAGCUGUUCUAA